Macadamia integrifolia is the source of this 1704-nucleotide messenger RNA. RefSeq names its product putative glucose-6-phosphate 1-epimerase. The transcript has 9 exons. Gene Ontology annotation, biological process: carbohydrate metabolic process. Bases 486 to 1406 code for a protein of 306 amino acids. Lineage: Eukaryota; Viridiplantae; Streptophyta; Magnoliopsida; Proteales; Proteaceae. Gene Ontology annotation, molecular function: carbohydrate binding; isomerase activity. The record is from RefSeq and is a predicted model, not a curated record.
AUUUCAAAUCACUCAUAACCAAUAUUGAAUAUUUUAUUCAUCUACGAAUGAAGAGUAAUUGCUUUACCAAAAAAUGGAAAUUAAUUUUUUGCUAAAGCCUGAACCCAAUUACAUCAAACAUAGACUGUUUGCAGGCUCUGCACAGGCUCGGGCAGAGCAUCCGAGGGAGGGAUGACAGUUCUCAGUGAGUUCUCAGUGGGUUCACUUUUAGAAUCUAAUUGACUUAACGGGGCCCAUCUCCCCAUCUCUCUCUCUCUCUCUCUCUCUCUCUCUUUCUGUGUUCUAAUUCCAUUUUGAAAAAAGGGUCUCGAGUCUCAACUCUUCAAGUUGCUUAAGUCUCAGAGUAGGAGUUGGUGGAUUGCUCGUCAGGGUUCAGACUCGACGCCAAUAAUUAUUUAAAUUAAAAUAGAGAAAAGCUGGAGUGGACGAAGGAGAAAGGGAAGCCAUUUGUUCAUAUAAUUACAGGGAGGUUGCGGUCGAAGCAGAUGCCGCCGAAUAUUGUCCACGACGUAGAUGGAUUGCCCAGGAUUAUAUUGACGGAGCCCGGUGGAUCAUCUGCCGAGGUUCUACUUUAUGGUGGGCAAGUUGUGUCUUGGAAGAAUGAACGUAGGGAAGAACUGCUGUUUAGGAGCAGCAAGGCUAUUUGGAAACCACCUAAAGCCAUCAGGGGAGGAAUACCUGUCUGCUUUCCUCAGUUUGCUAAUUUUGGAUCCCUAGAACAACAUGGAUUUGCUAGGAACAGAUUGUGGUCAUUAGAUAGUAGCCCUUCUCCUUUACCUCCAACUAAUAGCCAGUCUAAUGUGGAUCUCAUUUUGAAGUCCACAGAAGAGGAUCUGAAGACGUGGCCACGCAGUUUUGAGUUGCGGCUUCGUAUUUCACUCAGUGCAGGCAAACUUACUUUGAUCUCUCGAGUGCGGAAUACUGAUAAAAAGGCAUUUUCCUUUACGUUCGCUCUGCGUAAUUACUUAUCUGUAUCAGAUAUAAGUGAGGUGCGUGUUGAGGGAUUGGAGACACUUGACUACUUCGAUAAUCUGAUGCAGAAAGAGAGGUUCACGGAACAGGCUGAUGCAAUUACAUUUGAUGGAGAGGUCGACCGAGUGUAUUUGAGCACACCAACAAAGAUUGCCAUCAUAGACCAUGAGAAGAAAAGGACCCUUGUGCUGAGGAAGGAGGGCCUGCCAGAUUCUGUUGUGUGGAACCCGUGGGACAAGAAAGCUAAAGCUUUGGCAGAUUUUGGGGAUGAAGACUACAAAACCAUGUUGUGCGUGGAUUCGGCUGUUGUUGAAAACCCAAUUGUCCUAAAACCAUCUGAAGAAUGGAAGGGUCGCCAAGAACUCUCAAUUGUCUCAUCAAGUUAUUGCAGUGGGCAAUUGGAUCCUAGCAAGGUUCUUUAUGGUUUUAUCUGACCCUUUCGGUCAAGGGUUGACAGGGGCUUUCCUGUAACAUAUAUUGAUUCUCUUAUUUGAUGUCCAAUAUACAUGCUGUAGCUCUUUGUGUAAUAUUUCCAUCGUAGUAGUUCUCCAAACUCACUUUAAAUGACAAAAUCAGUUAAUCUAUAAUAUGUAACCAGCUUUCAGGCUCACAGGGUUGAAGCAACAAAGGUUUCCCUCAGUCAUGUCCAUGCAGUUGUGGGGGGAAGCAAUGUAAACUUUGAAAUUUCAUAUUGCAAUGAUAAAUAGUGUGACAACCCAUUCAAACUUGUAA